CGUCUACCCCGCGGAGGUGCUGCGUUUCCGUGCUCCAGCGUGCACGACACACACAUACACACGUUCACACUAUACCAGUGUACACCCACUGUGUUUACGUGACCAUACAGGCACGCGUGUCCACGCACACACGGGCCCGUUCGCGGAAAGGUGCGCGUAUGUGUGACUCGGUCCACACACCUGUUCCUUCAGGAGUCGAUCGCUGAGAAACACACCGCGACAGUUCGACGACGCGUGGUUUAUCGCGACCGUUUUCGCGACUUCGACACUCUUGGUAAUCGUGAAGAAUUUUGGGCCAGACGAAGAAUCCCCCCAUAAGUGAUGGAUUACGUUUGAGGAACUCCUGAAAUCUUGUGCUCGGAGUAUUUCAGUUCGAUGGUUCGCGUUCCAAGGUGUCCCUAACCCGGCCCGAGGAAUCGUGGUUCCGCGCACGUGCGAAGGGACUGCCACCAGAGCUUAAUAUUCCAGUGAGGACACCCCUGUGUUCCAUGUCCAAUUGUCGUGGAGAUCGCUCGAAACGUCGUGGACUUGACGGAGAUCCUCGCCUCGAACACGUGCUCCAGUGAACCGUGGCAGAGGACAGGUGUACCGACCACGUGUCAAACCUAAACUGUCCAUGCGUUUAAAUUGGAGUGUACCUCGUUUCGUCGUCACUAUCCAAGAAAACCCAUGUCCUCGAGGAUAUCACCUCGAUGCGAGCAACAACACCGAAGCUAAUCACCUUCGCUCCAAGUGAAACGAGCUUAACUCGGAUCAUCUCGCGAGAGAGAAAGGUGUAAAACGAAGAGGACCAGCCGAUACAGCGCGAGGGAAAGGUACCUGUCGCGUAAACAUCCUCCAGCGUCCUCGACGCUUGAUCGGGUUCGAAAGCUAGGCUCUCGCCCGCCAGCUACUCUUCAGGUCUCCGCGGAGACUCAACCGCGGACGAUUCCGGGUCGGAGUGCACGAGAAACAGUGUUAAACAGUGUACAGUGUCGACUUAAAAUCGCGGCGAAGUGCCCUGUCUAAACCCCGAGUUCGUACGAAGUGGAGAACCGUGAGACCAAGUAUCGAAAGUGGAUCGUAUAUACGGUGUGUGCGCGGACCGGAAGUAGCAUCGAGAAGUGAAGUGUGAAGAGUGUCGCAGCGAUUGAGGAAUACACGAGGAACCAAGGAGGAUCCUGGCACAACCGGCGACGAGAUACCGGCCGAUUGGUAAUUUGGAGUGGCCCGAGGGAAGACCGUCGGUGACCCACGGGGAAUGGUGAUGCGGUAGUCGAGGGAUUCCUCGAGGAAAGACAUGAGGGCGGCCGCCGCCUACGUUCUGUUCCUUGCCCACCUCAUACAGGCGACGAACGCGGGCGGAUACUUCGAGGUGCAGAUCCUCUCGCUGACGAACAACAGGGGCACCCUGGUGGACGGUAGGUGUUGCGGCGGGGGAGGAGAUGGCGGAGGAAAGGGAGGAUUUCCACCCUGCAUGACCCCGUGCUCCACGGCGUUCUGGCUCUGCCUGAAAGAGUACCAGUCGAACGUCACCGCCAUCGGCUCCUGCAGCUUUGGCAACGUAUCUAGUCACGCCCUCGGCCAGAACACCUUCACCCUCAACGAACCCGUCACCCUGCAACUGCAUUUCACCUUCCGAUGGACGAGGCAAUUCACGCUGAUCCUGCAAGCGAGAGACGAGGCGAGUGCAGGCGUGAUCGAGGAAGCGAGUUACAGCGGCAUUGUCCUGCCAGGACCCACGUGGCACACACUCAAUCAUCAAGGAAGAAACGCUCAUCUGGCCUAUCGCGUUCGGGUCCAGUGCGCGGAUCAUUACUACAACGCGACCUGCACGAAGUUCUGCAGGCCGAGGAACGACAUAUUCGGCCAUUACACCUGCGACGAGAACGGGGACAAGGUGUGCAUACAGGGAUGGAAGGGCUCCGACUGCGAAACAGCUGUCUGCAAGGAGGGCUGCCACCCCGUCCACGGGCACUGCAACGUCAGCGGCGAGUGCAAGUGUCGCCACGGCUGGCAAGGCGACCUCUGCGACCAGUGCACCCCGUACCCAGGUUGCAAGCACGGCUAUUGCAACGGUUCGAGUUGGCACUGCAUCUGCGAUACGAACUGGGGCGGCAUCCUCUGCGACCAGGACCUCAACUACUGCGGCACUCACGAGCCCUGCCAGAACGGCGGCACUUGUGAGAACACAGCUCCUGAUCAGUACAAGUGCACGUGUCCCGAGGGAUUCUCUGGACCAACUUGCGAGAAGGUGGACAACCCUUGUGCCUCCAAUCCCUGUCUGAAUGGGGCAACCUGCAGAGAACUGGGGGAGAGCGCUCAUUGCGAGUGCGCCCCCGGCUUUUCCGGGCCCUAUUGCGCAAUGGACAUCGACGAGUGCGCCUCGCAACCCUGCCAAAAUGGCGGUACUUGCGUCGAUGGAAAGAACGGAUUCGUCUGCAACUGCCCAGCAGCUUGGCAGGGUCAUCUCUGUCAGUUCGAUGUCGACGAGUGCACCCUGAAGGAGUCCCCGUGUAAGAACUCGAUGACCUGCGUAAAUCUCGCCGGCGACUACAGAUGUCGCUGCAGAAGUGGCUUCACUGGAAAGAAUUGCACCAAGAACAUCAACGACUGUGUCGGCCAGUGCCAGCACGGCGCGCUCUGCAUAGACCUGGUAGAUGACUAUCACUGCAGCUGCACCGCGGGGUACUCCGGCAAGGACUGCGACGUCGACAUCGACGAGUGUGCCUCGAAGCCCUGUCAGAACGGCGGUGAAUGCAGGGAUCUGGUGAACGCUUACGAGUGCGUUUGCCCCGUUGGCUUCACCGGUUAUCAGUGCGAGAUCGACAGGGACCACUGUAGCCCGAAUCCCUGCAGGAACUCCGCGCCCUGUUUCAAUACUCAGACCGAUUACUAUUGUCACUGCCCUCAACAAUGGCAGGGGAAGAAUUGCUCCGAGCCCGCCUCUCACAACCCGCAGUUCGGCAUCAUGGACGAGGAAACUGGAUGUGGUAGCGAAGGCACUCCUUGCGGCGGCAGGGGCAGAUGCAGCGGGGGCAGAUGCAUCUGCGAUCCUGGAUACACGGGGAUGCACUGUCACGAGAACAUCAACGACUGUCGAGGCAAUCCUUGUUUGAACGGAGGAACCUGCGUAGACCUGGUCAACUCCUUCCAGUGCAUCUGCAGGGAGGGAUGGAGUGGAGAUUUGUGCGACCAGGACGUGGACGAGUGCAUGGAGUCGCCCUGUCGCAACAACGGGACCUGCGUGGACGGCGUAGCAGACUUUACCUGCAUCUGCAGAGGUGGUUGGAAGGGCAAGACGUGCACUCUGCGAGGUGGCCACUGCGAGCCAGGGACUUGUCGUCACGGAGGGACGUGCCAAGACCGCGGUGACGGAUUCACCUGUCACUGUCCACCAGAUUGGGAAGGUGCAGCGUGUCACAUAGCUUCUCCAGCCUGUGCCAGCAAUCCUUGCGAAAACGGAGCGACCUGCGUGAACACCGCCGAUGGAAACUAUCGAUGCGUCUGUCGAGAAGGCUUCGAGGGACCAAACUGUCGUCGCGACGUCGACGACUGUCAGCCGUUGCCCUGUCUAAAUGGUGGCAAGUGCGUAGAUGGGAUCAAUUGGUUCAGGUGCGAGUGCGCGCCAGGUUUCACCGGGCCAGACUGUCGCAUAAACGUAAACGAAUGCGCCAGCGAUCCCUGCACAGGUGGAUCCACCUGCGUGGAUGGCAUAGCGAGCUACUCUUGCGUUUGUCCGCCAGGCAGAAGCGGGACGCGCUGCGAAAUCCGCACGGCUGGUGGGCCUGGCUGCAUGGUCGCCAGCUGGGACGACGACUGCAAUAUCUGCGAGUGUCGUAAUGGAAAGAAUCAAUGCAGCAAUAUCUGGUGUGGUCCUGGGAACUGUCUGAACGGGACCUCGUGUCUGGCUCACGAAGUCUGCGUCCCCAGUCCAAGCGAGAGCUGUCUAUUGCCGUCGUGUCCAGCUUGGGGAGAGUGUCGACCAGUGGAGACUGGCAGAAGGGUAGGACCUCCUGCUUUGCCUGCUCCGCCUUCCUGUUGGCCUGGACAAGCUACCACGGGACCAACCUGCUCUAGGCUCACCAUCUUGUUAAGAAGAGACACUCUUGCACCGGGCACAUCGGUAGAAAUACUCUGUCGUCGUCUGAGGAAGCUUUUGGCUGAUCCCAGAAGACCGCAGUCGAUCGUUCUUCUCUGUGAUCUGAAGCCAGGCGAUAACGAUACAGUGGAAGUGACAAUUUUCUCUGAAGCUGCCGUAGACGCGGCCAGAGACCUCGGCGAGACUCUCAGUCGACCCCUGGGAAGACCUCUCGCCCUGGCCUCCGUGCUGGAGGUCAAGGUGGAGACGGCCUUGCUCAGCGAGCCGAGCUCAGGGAACGCCAGCAGCGCUGGCAGCUACGUGGCGGUGCUCGGAGGUGCCCUGGCCACAGUGCUCGUGUUGGCUCUCUUCGGGGGACUCUGGUACCUCCGAUCGGUCAGGCAACGCUCGAGCAUGACCGCGACGACCAGCAGCGAGACUUCGUUGCACAGACACCGUAGCGACUUGGACGAGAAAUCCAACAACCUCCAGAACGAGGAGAACCUGAGGAGAUACGCGAAUCCGUUGAAGGACCAGGACCAAGGCGAGCCCAGAGUGUCCGUCGUGAGGCCUCUGUCGGGCACCUCUCUGGGCGCGCUGGCUGGAACCGAGGAAAGCCUGGAGAUGGUCUCCGAAGAGGGUAGACACCGCCUGCCACCACUUUACAAGCCACCCAGCGCGGAAGCAAGAAACAACACCGCCAGUUUCAGCUACGAGGAAGGACCUCACAAGCCGUACAGCAAACCAAGACUACAGGAACCGUCGUACUCUCAUCAGCAACCUGGCACCAGCCAAACAUCAGGACCGCAUCAAGUGUUGACUGUACACGUGUAACGCGAGAGGACUCGCGAUUAAAAGCGUGUGAAACUAGAGCAUUGAGGCGAAGAGAAGGCAUCGAGUUAAGGACAUUAAGAUCGUCGUGAAAUAAAGAACGUCCGAGAUCUCGACGUUUAGAGAUUCGUAUCGGCACUGUGCGCGAGACCCUCAAGGCUACCGAGGUUUCUUUUCCCUGUGGAGGUCGUUCGAAGGCAGGGCUAGAUACGUAGAUAGGUAGAUAGGGAGAGACAAGAACCGAGGCAUUUUUUUUCUUCUCACCUCUCGUGAGGUUAAGACUUUAAUCUCGAUCGCAACGAACGCGAAAACGCGAGUACUUGCACGCGAGACUCCAUGUUUGAGUCACGAUCCUGCUGUCCUCUACCUUCGUCGGGCCUUCCCCCGCGAUUCCACGAUACACGACAAUAAUUGAUCGACGAUAUAUAAUUAUAUUAUUGACGACGCCGACGUUGUUUCAUCGUUGUACAUAUGUACAUAGCUCGUACUUAUUAAUUUCACUAAGCCUGUAUCUCCCCUGGACGCGCCGUCGGCCCUGCAACUCUCUUAAAGUGUAACAUUCGACGUUGUAUCCGCGUUGAUCGUAGAUUGUCGCAUUUCCUCCCCCAUUUCCCCGUCGUCUGAAGCCCACUUGUCUGAACGACGUAGGCGUGCAGAGAUGGCCAGGAUUCUUAAAUAGACACAAAUUUCCAAUAACGAAUGAAGAAUGCGUAACUGUUCAUCCCUCGUUUUAAUGAGUUAGGAGAAAGUUGUACGAAUGAAUGACACGCGAUGGUUUCAUUUGUUAUCUGUUAUUUGAAGAAAAUUCUGUCCAUCUCUGUGUAGCACUUAGGCGAACAAUUCUGCGCGAACGCAGGCUUCGGACGCUCCGUCGGACGAUACUAUUGUGAUACUCAUAGAGAGAGGACAUCGUGCGUAAGACUACUUCAUUCUUAUGCCACCUCCCACGCCCCCCUCAAACGUACAUAGUUCCAGAUCCAACCCUCGUCUAACGAGUUUCUCCCAUGGAUCCUCCUUACCUAUGUUCUCCUCCUCUCCCUCCCUUUUAGAUGUGCAAUUUUACUUUUUUAUUUCUUCUUCUCAUAGUAUCGUUCCAGCGUCGCGACGCGCGACGACCGAAAUCGCGCGAACACUUAGACUUUAACGGAAGCGGAAGGGCGCAUAACUCGCAUUAGGCGGUACCCCGUAAGUUGUAACGGAUGGAAGAAAUUUUUAUAACAGAUACCUUUAUUUUAUAAAGAAAAAUCUAUAUUAUUAUACAAAUAUAUAGAAGCGAUGAGAAAACAAAAAAUAUAUAUAUAUAUAAAUAUAUAUAUUAUAUUAUUUUAUAUUAUAUUAUAUUAUUUUUAUUUUAUUUUAUUGUAUUGUAUUAAUUAUUGCGAGAUCACGGACAAUAGUUCUUCGAUCGUUCCUCAAUCUCCGAGCAUCGAUCCCGCGACCAGGUUCUACCCAAGCAUUGGGCGAAAUGUAAACCGCGAUUGGAGGUGGGCAAAUUUCAUUUCGAAUAACCAGAAAAUAUUCAAGUAAGAUUAUACUUGUUAUUCGAGAGGCGAGCACGACGAAUAAUUUGUCAAGUUCGUCUUGCCACGUCUUAUUUUUGUUCGUCGAUUCACUCAAAUGAUUACUCGAGUAAUGUCCAACUCUGCCCACGAUUGAACUCGAUAAUCAAUAAUCGCGAUUAAUAAUUAAGAAAUAAUCAAUAUCAGACACGAUUAGUUACACAUUUCAAAACCACUACUUCACGAUUGCGGAUUAGAAAUGCGCAUUGCCGACUAAUCUAACAAUCGUGGAUGAUCGUUGUUCAACCCUGCGAUCCAUCGAACGUCCAUGUCUUAAAAAUAAGAAAUUCCUCGACAAAACUCCGACGAACUAAUGUCCCUGGUCAAACGGUAGAUAGCUAAUGGAUAAUCCCUACGCGAUGUGAUCAGCCCCCGUUGUCAGAUACAGAAGGAGGCGUGAGCGAGUGAGUGCGUGUAAAUAAUAAGCUCCUUCCAACCCCCAACCCCACUUUUUCUCGCCUAAAGUUACGAAGAUGAAAAUGUUUCAAUAAAAAGUACAACCCU
Messenger RNA from Hylaeus anthracinus, 6954 nucleotides. RefSeq names its product protein jagged-1 (gene Ser). Lineage: Eukaryota; Metazoa; Arthropoda; Insecta; Hymenoptera; Colletidae. The coding region runs from base 1280 to 4894 and encodes 1204 amino acids. The transcript has 6 exons. Gene Ontology annotation, cellular component: cell surface; signaling receptor complex; plasma membrane. Gene Ontology annotation, molecular function: calcium ion binding; Notch binding. The record is from RefSeq and is a predicted model, not a curated record. Gene Ontology annotation, biological process: Notch signaling pathway; cell communication; axon guidance.